This is a messenger RNA of Sclerotinia borealis F-4128, 930 nucleotides long. Lineage: Eukaryota; Fungi; Ascomycota; Leotiomycetes; Helotiales; Sclerotiniaceae. The record is from the annotation of a GenBank genome assembly.
AUGCAUUUGGCAUACCCCUCGAGGAAAGCCUCGAACCCUCCAGCAUAUCUUGCGCCACGGUCCUCGCGUUUCCCAAUGCUACGCAGAAGUAGGGUGAAGACGAUAGUUUUGUGUGCCUGUGCCAUAGGGGUGGUAUUCUUUAUACUUUCGCGUAUACUCGGGGGAGCAGAUGGAAUCCCAUCAGGGACUCCGCCAGUUGUAAUAGUCACAGUAUUGGAUACGGUGGGAUAUAGUAGAGAAUAUCAGGACAGCGUAAAGGAGAAUCGGAUUCAGUAUGCCAGGAAACAUGGCUAUGCAACAUUUUUCCCUAGUAUUGGAGACUACGAUAUUCAAGGAUCGCCGAAUUCAUGGUCCAAAGUUCCCGCUGCACGACACGCAUUAUCACAAUUUCCACAUAGCGAAUAUAUUUGGGUUUUGGAGCAGAAUGCCCUCAUCAUGAAUCCUGCGCUUAAAAUCGAGGACCACAUUAUGAACCCAAAACGUUUAGAAAGCUUGAUGAUCAAAGAUCAGUCUAUUGUACCGCCGGACAGUGUUAUCAAAACGUUUCCAAAUUUGAAAGGCGGGAGUAUCGAUUUGGUACUCACUCAGGAUAAGGACGGUCUGUCGCAGGCUAGUUUUAUUAUCAGAAAGGGGGAGUGGAGCAAAUUCUUCCUCGAUACAUGGUUUGACCCUCUGUAUCGUUCUUACAAUUUUCAGAAAGCGGAUACACAUGCAUUGGAACACAUUGUACAAUGGCAUCCAACGAUCUUGUCGAAGUUGGCACUCGUGCCACAAAAAAUAAUGAAUGCAUACAAUUCAGAUGAAGCAGAAGGAUACAAAGAUGGAGAUUUCGUCGUCCGAUUACCAGGUUGCGACCAAUCUGGGCGAGACUGUGCAAAAGAGGCUGAAAAAUACACAAGACAAUGGAGAACUGUCUUCGCACAGCGAUGA